CUUAAUUUGGGGGGCGGACAUAGCGGGUCGGAGUAUUGAUCACAUGACCUGUAUGAGGAAAUAUCGCAGCUGAAGAGGAGAAAGGUGGAUUGUCUUUGCUUUACAUUUUGAUCGAUAUCCGCCAAAUCGUCGAAAAUGAGUGCUAGUUUGGACAUCAGACUGAAAAGAGCAAAUAAAGUAUAUCAUGAGGGGGAGGUCCUUGCCGGUGUUGUGGCGAUAGUUAGUAAGGAGGCGGUCCAGCACCAGGGCAUCACUCUCACCAUGGAGGGAAUUGUCAACCUACAGCUUAGCUCCAAGAGUGUGGGAGUCUUUGAGGCCUUCUACAACUCUGUUAAGCCCAUUCAACUUAUCACGAGCAACAUUGAAGUGGUAAAGCAAGGCAAGGUGCCUGGAGGCAAGACAGAGAUUCCCUUUGAGUUCCCCCUGCACACAAAGGGCAACAAAGUGCUGUAUGAGACCUACCAUGGCGUUUUCGUCAACAUUCAGUACACCCUCCGUUGUGACAUGAAGCGCUCCUUGUUGGCCAAAGACCUGAGCAAGACCUGUGAAUUCAUGGUGCACUGUCUGCCACAGAAAGCCAAGCUGCAACCCACCCCGGUAGACUUCACCAUCACGCCAGAGACCCUGCAGAAUGUCCGCGAGAGGAGUUUGCUGCCCAAGUUCCUGAUCCGGGGCCACCUGGAUGCCACCAACUGUGUGAUCACUAAGCCCCUGACUGGAGAAUUGGUGGUGGAGAGCUCUGAUGUGGCCAUCAAGAGCAUCGAGCUACAGCUGGUCCGCGUAGAGACCUGCGGCUGUGCUGAGGGCUAUGCCAGAGAUGCCACAGAGAUCCAGAACAUCCAGAUAGCAGAGGGAGAUGUCUGCCACAGCCUCCCCAUCCCCAUCUACAUGGUCUUCCCCAGGCUCUUUACCUGCCCUACCCUUGAGACCAUCAACUUUAAAGUCGAGUUUGAGGUGAAUGUGGUGAUUGUCCUCCAUGACGAACAUCUGAUCACUGAGAACUUUCCUCUGAAGCUGUGCCGAGCGUGAGAGCCCAGAGCUCCACUACAAUGGAGGAUGGUCGGAGGAUGGUCAGGAUAGUGCCGUUGACAUGCCUGGACAAGAACGACCUGAAGUGACCAAGGACUCAAAGUCCAAAGAGAGCCAAGCCUACAAGUCCUGGCAGACAGCCAUAUCUGUUUGCUGGGCUUCCCUGCUCUGAAUGACAGUCUAUAAGUUAAUAAUGUUAUAUGGAUGUAUGUCUCCAGUUCAGAAAAAAAAGACUGAAAAAGCAGAGGAUGUUCAAGAUUGUGGGCUACCAUUCAAUAUAAUAGUGCAAAUGUCAAAAUGGAUCAAGUAACAUAAUUGUGUAUCAAUUCAUGAUAUCGUUGAAGCCACAUUGUUGCAUUUCAGAAGUCUUUUGGGGAAACAUUGCCCAUCAUUAGUAGUAAUAUGGUCAAUUUCUAACUGAAUGUUGGCACUGUCAAAAUGUAGCCCAAAGAACAUUCUAAAUGGAGGCAUUUCAAACUAACAAGGAAUUCAAAAUCAACCAUGUUAUUAAAUGCUAUUUAACAUUCCA
Molecule: messenger RNA, 1558 nt
Organism: Oncorhynchus keta (chum salmon)
Lineage: Eukaryota; Metazoa; Chordata; Actinopteri; Salmoniformes; Salmonidae
Gene: vps26c
Product: VPS26 endosomal protein sorting factor C
Exons: 8
Coding region: 136-1029 (297 amino acids)
Biological process (GO): intracellular protein transport
Cellular component (GO): endosome
Source: RefSeq, a predicted model, not a curated record